GGAGCCGCCGCCGCGGCUCUUCGGGGAAACCCACCGGGGCGCGCGGAGGAGGGAGCGGCCGUGGGCUGCGGAGCCCGGCGCCGCGCCGGGCGGGGGCGCGGCCAAUCGGGCGGCGGGCCCGGCGCGCGCGGAGCCAGGCGACAUGGAGGGAGGCGCGGCGCCCGGCCGCCCCUGACGCGCCGCUCCGUCCCGGUGGUCGGCGAGCCCGAGCCGCCCGGGGCCCCGCGGCGCGGAGAUGAGCAGGUCCGCGGCGCUCCUCUUCUGCCUGCUGGGCUGCAACGUCUGGAAGGCGGGGACCAAGACGCUGCGGGAGCCCGGCGCCGGAGCCCAAGAGGUUACACUGAAAGUCCACGUCAGUGAUGCCAGCACCCACCAGCCCGUCCCAGAUGCGCUCAUCGAGAUUUUCACCAACCAGGUCUCCAUUGCCUCUGGCACCUCGGGCACGGAUGGCGUCGCUUUCAUCAAGUUCCAGUAUAAGCUGGGCAGUCAGCUGAUCGUCACCGCCACGAAGCAUGCCUAUGUGCCAAACUCUGCCCCGUGGAAGCCAAUCCGAUUACCUGUAUUUUCUUCACUGAGCCUGGGCCUGCUUCCAGAACGAUCUGCGACUCUAAUGGUGUAUGAAGAUGUUGUCCAAAUAGUCUCAGGAUUCCAAGGUGCCCGGCCACAGCCUCGCGUUCACUUCCAGAGGAGAGCUCUGCGGUUGCCUGAGAACACCAGCUACAGUGACCUGACGGCUUUCCUCACUGCCGCCAGCUCCCCGUCCGAGGUGGACAGCUUUCCCUACUUGCGAGGACUAGACGGGAACGGAACAGGAAACGGCACCAGGUAUGACCUGACCCCAGUCACGGCCGUCAGUGUCCACUUGCUCAGCAGCGAUGGAACGCCAGUGCUGGUGGACGGCCCCAUUUAUGUCACCGUGCCCCUGGCCACCCAGAGCAGUCUGAGGCACAAUGCCUAUGUCGCGGCGUGGCGAUUUGACCAGAAGCUGGGAACGUGGCUGAAGAGUGGUCUGGGCCUCGUGCACCAGGAAGGUAGCCAGCGGACGUGGACGUACAUUGCCCCUCAGCUGGGGUACUGGGUGGCAGCCAUGUCUCCUCCCAACCCAGGUCCCGUUGCCACACAGGACAUUACCACGUAUCACACGGUGUUUCUUUUGGCCAUUUUAGGAGGGAUGGCUUUCAUACUUUUGGUUCUGCUGUGUCUCCUUUUAUAUUAUUGCAGGCGGAAAUGCUUGAAACCUCGUCAACACCACAGAAAACUCCAACUUCCGACGGCCCUCGAGAGCUCCAAAAGAGAUCAGUCAACUUCCAUGUCUCACAUCAACUUGCUGUUUUCACGUCGGGAGUCAGAAUUCCCCGGCCCGCUCUCUGUCACCGGCCACGGCCGCCCGGACGCCCCUGGGCCAAAGGAGCUGAUGAGCGGGGUCCAUUUAGAAAUGAUGUCUUCCAACGGAGAAGCAGACAUGCACACCCCCAUGCUAAAGCUUUCCUACAGCACCUCGCAAGAGUUCAGCUCGCGGGAGGAACUUCUCUCCCACAAGGAAGAGGACAAAAGCCAAAUCUCCUUUGAUAACCUGACACCAAGUGGGACGUUGGGAAAAGAGUAUCGUAAGUCCGUGGAGAUUUUCCCCUUAAAGUCCAGGAAAUCUGUGGAAAGAGAAGGCCGUGAAUCCCCUGGCAACAGCGAGUACAGGAGGAGCUACAAUGCCAUGCUCUCGCAGCCCCUGUUUGAAAAGCAAGACAGAGACGGCCAGGCCUCCGCUAACCAUAUUUCCACGGGAAGCAAACUCACCAUUCAGGAACACAUGUACCCCACGCCUUCAUCUCCCGAAAAGGAACAGCUGCUGGACCGCAGGCCUACUGAGUGUAUGAUGUCCCGGUCAGUGGACCACCUGGAGAGACCCACGUCCUUUCCGCGGCCAGGCCAGUUGAUCUGCUGUAGUUCCGUUGACCAGGUCAACGACAGCGUUUACAGAAAGGUAUUACCUGCCUUGGUCAUCCCCGCGCACUAUAUGAAACUCCCCGGGGACCACUCCUAUGUGGGCCAGCCCCUGGUCGUUCCAGCCGACCAGCAGCUGGAGAUCGAAAGACUGCAGGCUGAGCUCUCCAGCCCUCACGCGGGGAUCUUCCCGCACCCCUCCUCCCAGAUCCAAGCGCAGCCCCUGUCCUGCCAGGCCAUCUCCCAGCAGCACUUGCAGGAUGCAGGCGCCCGGGAGUGGACCCCGCAAGGCGCGUCCAUGUCAGAGUCCCUCUCCAUCCCGGCCUCCCUGAACGAUGCGGCCUUGGCUCAGAUGAACAGCGAGGUCCAGCUCCUGACCGAGAAGGCUCUGAUGGAACUUGGGGGUGGGAAGCCGCUCCCACACCCCCGGGCGUGGUUCGUCUCCCUGGACGGCAGGUCCAAUGCGCACGUUAGACAUUCCUACAUUGAUCUCCAAAGAGCCGGAAGGAACGGAAGCAAUGAUGCCAGUUUGGAUUCUGGCGUGGAUAUGAAUGAACCAAAAUCUGCCCGGAAGGGAAGAGGAGACCCCUUGUCCCUCGCACAGAACCACCCGGCCGUCCAGGAGCAUCCGCAGAAAGAGCCGCGGGCCGCGGACAGCACCUCCUACACGCAGCUCGUGUACCUGGACGACAUGGACCAAAGCGGCAGCGAGUGCGGCACCACCGUCUGUACCCCCGAGGACAGUGCCCUGCGCUGCUUGUUGGAUGGCUCCGGCCGGAGAAGCGGCGGCCAGCUGCCCAGCCUGCAGGAGGAGACGACAAAACGAACUUCGGACGUCCCCCCGGAGCCGCUAGCCAGCCCGGAGCAGAGAAGAUCGGCCCAGGAGGACGACGAAGAGGAAGACGAGGAGGACCAAGGAGAGGACAAGAAGAGCCCCUGGCAGAAGCGGGAAGAGAGACCCCUGAUGGCGUUUAACAUGAAGUGAGCUGUCACAGCGCCACCCGUCGGCGGAACAUAAUAAAAAUUGCCAAAAAUUCUUUUCUUAGGGAAGCGUUUACUUGUUCGUGGAGGAGGUGGAGCAGCGGCAGCCGUGGAAGCGGACUUAAGCUGCAUCACGGUUCACUGUGUAAAUGUUAGAACGGAAUUAAAGUUACCGGAUGAUGUUCGUGGACGCCUCACCGCCAGGGAGAUGGCUGAACAGGAGUGUCUGAAUGUGGCUCCUGCGUCUGGGACGCGCCUCCCCCCCCUCCCCACCCCCCCCUCCACCCCCACCCCCACCCCCACCCCCAUCCCAGGACACUGAGAAACCACGAGUGAUGUCGCUCAGCUCUGCUGAUAACCUCAGUUCUCCCUCAGAUUCUAGGAACAGAUGAGACUCUUUUCACAUUGCUUGAAUCCAUUUUAUCACGAUAAUGCUCCUGUGACGUUAUUAUUGGGAAAUUAGCGUAGCACUUAGUGUCUCGAGGUAUGCGUUAUCUCAAAGGAAAGCUAUGCACCGCUGCUUCGUGCUCUUGGUUUGCUUAGGUGUUUUUGCUUUGGUUAGCUUUCGUUUCGGGUUUGCUUUAGAAAACACACACACACACACACACACACACACACACACACACACACACAACUUGGUUGUGAAAGAUUUUAUUUGUUGGUUUUCAUCUGUUCUGCUUCUCGACGGUUUAUUUCGGUGUCUCUUUUCGCGAACUCCUGAGUGUCAUCUCUUAAACAAGCCUUUUAAUGAAAUCGUACUGAAGUUUUUUAUCAGCUGAGAGCCCUUCAAUUCUGGUCCCAUUAACUCCAAGUGCCUUUUUUACAGUGACAACAGCAGUCCCCUCACCUUUUCUUCUUGUUGUUGUUGUUUUGUUUUUUUCCUUAACUCCUUUCAUUGAACUGCCUGGAUUUUAUAAAGUUAUUAAAUGAUACCCCUUUUCUUUAAGCUGCAUGCUGCCAAAUGCCCGUUUCUGCUCCGAAUUCUCAUUUCAACGCAGUGUUCUCUCUAGUGCCCAUGUGUGACGUGAAUUCUGUUGAGCUAAGGUAGACUAGAGGACACUUUAGAGAUCCCCUGCCCUCCUCCGUCCCUUCGGCCACUAGCCACCAUUAUGGUUUCAUUGGCUGUUUGUAUAUACGGUUAUGUAUUAACUCGGGAAUCCUAUGGGCUGACCUUGCUCACCAGACACAGAGUAUGGACUGAGCAAGUGAAUGUGACUAUUACAGAAAUCGUAUGUACUAUCCAAAAGUGCCAGAAUGACUCUUCUGUGCAUUCUCCUUAAAGAGCUGCUUGGUUAUCCAAAAAUGAAAAUUCAAAAUAAAUGCUGAA
Messenger RNA from Leopardus geoffroyi (Geoffroy's cat), 4246 nucleotides. It is a transcript of the gene FAM171A1, whose product is annotated as family with sequence similarity 171 member A1. Gene Ontology annotation, cellular component: plasma membrane. NCBI's taxonomy places the organism in Eukaryota, Metazoa, Chordata, Mammalia, Carnivora, Felidae. The coding region runs from base 236 to 2923 and encodes 895 amino acids. Gene Ontology annotation, biological process: regulation of cell shape; stress fiber assembly. The record is from RefSeq and is a predicted model, not a curated record. The transcript has 8 exons.